AUGGACACAAAUUCUUCCCAAUCAAUAGGUGACACCCUAGCAAAAACCACCAAAACUGGUCCUGUAGCCAGCGUUCCAACAAUGGUUCGUCAGGUUUUAGCCAACCUGCCAACCAAUACAGCCCAAACAAUACUGAAAAAAGAAGCCACAAUUGCGAAGCCUAGCGGAAAGAAAAUGAGGCCGACAGGGACUUUAACACCAAGGAACCUUUGUGCGGUGAAAUGGUGCGAGAACAAUCUGACCGGGACUACAACUGAAUUUGAACAAUACUGGAAGGCUCUCUCAGCGGAAGAUAAAAAGAAAUACCAUGAUCAAUUGGAACGAAUGAAAGUAGCUGCUCAAUUGGCAGCUCAGACAAUGUAG
This is a messenger RNA of Serpula lacrymans var. lacrymans S7.9, 363 nucleotides long. RefSeq lists its product as uncharacterized. The record is from RefSeq and is a predicted model, not a curated record. Lineage: Eukaryota; Fungi; Basidiomycota; Agaricomycetes; Boletales; Serpulaceae. The transcript has 4 exons. The coding region runs from base 1 to 363 and encodes 120 amino acids.